Molecule: messenger RNA, 666 nt
Organism: Vigna umbellata (rice bean)
Lineage: Eukaryota; Viridiplantae; Streptophyta; Magnoliopsida; Fabales; Fabaceae
Source: RefSeq, a predicted model, not a curated record
GGUGCUGGUGAUUUCAAGGCUGCAAGGUUUUCAGUGUGGGUGGUUUCAAUCACAUCAGUGGCCAUAGGUUUUGUGGUCAUGAUCGUAGUGCUAUCAACAAAGGAUUUUUUCCCCUACUUUUUUACCACCAGCUCUGCAGUUGCGCAUGAAACAACUAAGCUUGCUGCUUUGCUCGGUGUCACUGUGCUUCUAAACAGCCUUCAACCAGUCCUAUCUGGUGUUGCUGUUGGAGCUGGUUGGCAAUCUCUUGUAGCAUACAUCAACAUUGGGUGCUAUUAUGUAUUUGGAUUACCAGCAGGAAUAAUCUUGGGAUUUACACUUAAUUUUGGAGUAGUGGGUAUUUGGUCAGGGAUGAUUGCAGGCAUAGUUUUGCAGACCAUAAUCCUUAUAGUAGUCACUUCAAUAACCAAUUGGAAAAAAGAGGCUGAAGAAGCAGAGGGUCGUGUGAGAAAAUGGGGAGGAACAAUUGCAUAUGAUCAAUGAUUUUGUUUUGUUUUUCUUUCCUUUUCUUCAUGGCAGUGGAGAAUUAGACUUAGAGUCCAUGGAAUUGUACCAAUAAUGAAGAACUCCGUAUUUUAGGCAUGUAUUUCAGUGAGAUUUUACAAAUUUUGUUUUAGAUUAUAGGCCCAUUUUUAUAGCUUUUGCUAAUAAAAAAGCUACUACUUC